Pieris rapae (cabbage white) is the source of this 1788-nucleotide messenger RNA. RefSeq names its product carboxypeptidase N subunit 2. The coding region runs from base 350 to 1594 and encodes 414 amino acids. The record is from RefSeq and is a predicted model, not a curated record. Lineage: Eukaryota; Metazoa; Arthropoda; Insecta; Lepidoptera; Pieridae. Gene Ontology annotation, molecular function: protein binding. The transcript has a single exon.
UACAUUAUACGUGCGGAGCAUCUGCAUACUUCCAUAUGAAAAUGGGUGCUGUUUUAAGCGAUUACAGUGCAUCAGUAGUUAAAAUGGAUCUAUUUGUAAUCAGACGUUUUAAACAAGGAAAACCCGAAUGAGCGUCUGUUGUUGAAUCCAGUUCUUACUCACAUGCCGUUUAUGUGUCACGUAUAGGUCAUGUAGCUGUUUGGUUGUGCUUUAAUCUUAUCAGAGUUCAAAUGAAACAUGAUUUAAACCAAAAAAAUUACAUUCCUCAAGAAAUCUGUGACUGUGAUAGUUUUUAGUAAGUAAUUCCUGAUCUCUACUUAAAACUUGUUUUGUUGUCUUGUUUAUAUAAAUGGCACUACUGUAUUGCUGGAUUGUCAUAUUAAUAAUAAUUGGUUUAGUUGAAGCUAAGCCAAUUUGCACUAAUACAAGUUUUGAUCAAGUUUCUUGUGUUCCUGGAAAUUAUAGUCAAGUUGUGCUCAGAAAAGGCAUGGUAUCUGAGAAUAAUUUUACCAAAUUAUUAAGUCUAACCAGUUGCAGGAUAAGUGAUGUUGAUUUUGAGGCAUUCGAUGGUGUCCCUGCACUACUAGAACUAGAUCUGUCUCAAAAUAUGAUUUCCUAUCUACAGCUUGGUGUACUAGAUGAGUUCAAACAACUCACGCAUUUAAAUCUCUCUUUUAAUUACAUAAGAAAUUUCCCCCUGGGAUUAUUCGACCAGAAACCAAACCUGAUAAGUCUAGACUUAGGUUCUAAUAAAUUACAAGCUUUGGAGCUCGGAAUAUUUGAUCCAUUAACAAAAUUAGAGUAUUUAGAUAUUUCUUGGAAUUCUUUAAUCGGUUCAGAAAUAAGCCCAUACAUAUUUGAUAUAAACAGACGAAUCAAAACAUUGAAAUUAUCAGGAAACAAUAUGAAUGAAGCCAAAGAAAACUUAUUGCACUCUUUGACAAUGUUACAAGUGCUUGCAUUAGAAGAUUGUAAGCUUGAUGUGUUUCCACCUUUUGCAUUGCAGAGAAGUAUGAAAAAGCUGCUCAGAUUGGAUUUAAGUUUAAAUAAAAUUCGACAGAUUAGUAACGAUUUAUCUUUUGAGAAUCUUACAAGUUUAAUUUCUUUACAUUUGACGUCAAAUGUCAUUGAAGAUAUUGGAGAAAACGUCUUCAAGCCUUUGAAAAAGAUUAAGGUGUUAGUAUUUCGCAAUAAUCGAAUAAAAGAUAUACCAGACACCCUAUUUCAGAAUAUUCCAGUGACUUUUGUGGAUUUGGCUAACAAUAUAAUAGAAUACAUACCAGUGAACGCUUUCAGAGGUACUAAAUUAAGGAAUUUCAAUAUAGCAAGCAACAGGAUUACUUAUUUGCAAGAUAACUUUUGUUUAGAAUUAAGGAAUUCUGGAGCCGUCUUGACGAAAUUUUAUUUUAAUGAUAAUCCCUGGCAAUGUGCAUGUUUAAGAGAUGUACUUAAUGAAGUCAAAAAGUUUGGAGUUACCUAUAAUGAUAAAAAAUAUGAUGGCAAGCAUCCAGUUUGUGUGGUACCUGAUGAUUUUGUAUGUCAUCGUCAUUUGCAAUAUAAUGAAAACGUUUAUAAAAUAUUUGAUAGUAGAUAAAUUGUAAAAUAUUUGAGAAUAUUCCUAGAUAUUAAAUACAAUAAAAAUAUAAUUUGAUAAAUUUAUAACCACGCCACCUAGUGUCUAAUUUAGGUAUGACAUUUAAUACUGCAAUACUUUUCGUAACGUUUCAAAUACAUAGUUGAUACUUAGUGCAGUGGAUAGGUGCCGCUAGUCACUGUUUAAAUAUUAAU